GCAAUACUUAUUUUAUUAAACAAAAGAAAAAGGGAAAAUAAAUGCCACGGAGUAUUAAAAAAGAAACCGACCAAAAACUAAAUAGAUUAUGAAUAUCGAACAACCGCGUCGCUAGGGCACCCAAAAGAAUAAAGUUGAGGAAAGAGAGAGAGAGUGGCUUGAGCUGUGAUUUAGCUGUCUUCACUACUCUCCAUUUUCCUCCUCCCUUCUCCAUCACGCGCUUCCCAAACCUCUAUCCACCGAAUAAUUAAAGCCUCUCACUCCAUUUUCUUCCUUCCCAUUCACUCAGAUCUAUCUGUUUCCUUCUCCCAACCCACAUUCAGUCUCUCGCCGGACUUCCCCAACGCCACCUCCGGCAGGUUCUCAGAUGUCUGGAGUGAUAUGAAGAAGAAGGGAGUUUCAUCGUUGCUUUGUUUUUGCUUCUUCUUAGCCUCUGUUUUCUCCGCAUUCUCCUCUGUUGCAGGCUUCCAGGUCUCUGACUAUGGCCCCUUGUCGGACUCCGAGGCGCAGUACAUCCGCCGCCGGCAGCUGCUGUACUACCUCGACGAGUUCCAGGAUCGGGGCGAGAAGGUCACCGUUGACCCGUCUUUGACCUUCGAGAACCCCAGGAUUCGAAGAGCGUAUAUUGCGCUCCAAGCUUGGAAGCAGGCUGUGCUCUCGGAUCCGUUCAACACGACGGGGAACUGGAUAGGAUCGGAUGUCUGUAAUUACACCGGAGUCUACUGCGCGCAGGCGCUGGAUGACCCGAAUGUCCGGACAGUAGCCACCAUUGACCUCAACCACGGCGACAUUGCUGGAUACCUCCCGGAGGAGCUCGGCCUGCUCACAGAUCUCGCGGUCUUCCACAUCAACUCCAACCGGUUUUGCGGCACUAUUCCGAAGAAGUUUAAGAACUUGAGGUUGCUGUUUGAGCUGGAUCUGAGUAACAAUCGCUUCGCUGGGAAGUUCCCUUACGUCGUUCUCAGCUUGCCGCAAUUGAUCUAUUUGGACAUCCGUUUCAAUGAGUUUGAAGGUACGGUGCCGUCGGAGCUCUUUGAUAAGCCUUUGGAUGCAAUUUUCAUCAAUGACAAUCGGUUCUCCUUCGAGCUGCCGGCUAAUUUUGGGAAUUCUCCGGUGUCGGUCAUUGUUGUGGCCAACAAUAAAUUCCAUGGCUGUUUACCCGCGAGUAUCGGGAAUAUGAGUGAUCUGAACGAGAUUAUUUUGAUGAACAAUGGGUUGAGGUCUUGCUUUCCGCCGCAAAUCGGAAAUUUGAAGAACGUGACGGUGUUCGAUGUCAGCUUUAACCAGCUGUUGGCGCCGUUGCCGGAGCAGAUCGGCGGGAUGACCAGUCUGGAGCAGUUCAAUGUCGGCCAUAACAUGCUUUCCGGGCAGAUACCUCAAAGUAUAUGUAAGCUUCCCCGGCUCGAGAACUUUACUUUCUCUUAUAAUUUCUUUAGUGGUGAGCCACCGGCUUGUUUGUCUUUGCCGGCCUUUGAUGAUCGCCGGAAUUGUUUGCCGAGACGACCUUUCCAGCGGUCUGCUGCGCAGUGCAGUGCCUUCUUGUCUAAGAAAAUACAUUGCGGUGCUUUUAAGUGUCACAAGUUCAUUCCCGCUUUGCCAUCACCUCCCCCGCCGGUAUUUGUGCCACCAUCUGCACCGACGACAUUUGUGCCACCAUCUCCACCACCAUCGCCGGUUUCUCACUCUCCGCCAUCGCCAUCUCGACCUCCACCACCACCACCACCACCACCUGUUCAUUCCCAGCCGCCACCACCACCACAUUCCCCCCCUCCACCCCCACCCCCUUCUCCGUCCCCCCCUCCACCUCCUUCUCCAUCACCCCCACCACCGCCUUCUCCAUCGCCCCCACCACCAAUCCCACCACCGUCUCCAUCACUCCCACCGCCUUCUCCAUCACCCCCACCACCAUCACCGCCCCCACCGGUCAUAUCUCCAACUCCACCGUCACUUCCUCCCCCAUCUCCACCACCGCCAUCACCUCCUCCACCAUCACCAUCUAACCAAUCUCCACAACCCCCAUCACCCCCUUCGCCAUCCAUGUCUCCAACUCCACCAUCACAGCCCCAGCCAUCACCCCUGCCUUAUUGUGUACGAUCGCCACCACCACCGCCUCACUGUCCUCCACCUCCUUUUUAUUCCCCUCCCCCUCCAGACCAUUACUUUCCACCUCCACCGUCACAUUUUCCACCUCCACCGCCUCACUCUCCACCUCCACCGCCUAACUCUCCACCUCCACCGCCUGCACACUACUAUUCAUCACCUCCUCCUCCCCCAGUCUACUCUUCACCACCUCCACCUCAUUCACCACCGCCACCGUCCCCUGUUCCAUGUAUAGAACCUCCACCGCCCCCUCCUUGUAUAGAACUUCCUCCACCCCCUCCAUAUGUUUACUUGCCACCACCAUCUCCAUCGCCCCUGCCACCUGUCCAUUACAAUUCCCCACCCCCACCAUAUCCGUCAACUCCUCCACCAUCAUCUCCACAUAACCCUCAUUCCCCACCUCCGCAAUCCUCAUCCCCCUCCCCCCCAGUCUAUUACCACUCCCCUCCUUCACCGUCCACAUCACCACCAGCCCCAGCACCAGAACCAUGCGAACAUUUCCCCCCACCACCAAUUACGGAUGCCAGCCCGCCUCCCACCCCAGUAUUCCAAGGGCCUUUGCCUCCGAUCACGGGAGUUCCAUAUGCAUCACCCCCACCUCCACCCUACUAUUGAUUCUUUUGAGAAUUUCCUAUAACCUGUCCUCAAGAAACAAAUACUAUACCUACAAUUAGACUAGAUGUCUUGGCUUUAGUUGUUAUUAUCAUUUCAUGUGGCCAAUAUACUUCUCUGCAAGUCAUUCCUAUCAUGUGGCGAUCCCAAUAUUUUGAUAAAUCACGGUUCUGAAACAAUGAUCAAAUUAGAGAUUCAACAUGGGUACCAGGAAUGUGUAAUUGGUGUUUGGGUAUUACUGUUUCUGGUUGGAUUGUUCGGGCAAGUAGGUGUCAAUGGAAAAAGUCAGAGGAGAAUACUCGCCUGGAAAAUGAUUUGAAAGUGUAAUGGUUGUGGAGAAAUAAGUUUGCUGAGAAAAAUAGAUUUGCAGGGAAGUGUCUGUAUAGAUGAUGCCAUAUUGUCGGCCAGAAUCAACCGGCUUGCUUACUGCUGUUGCUGGUUCUGGUUUGUGGAUUUCAUUGUAUUAUCCUUUUUUCCCCUUUUUAAUAUCCUUUUUCCUGCUUUUUGUUCUGUUCUUCAACUUUAUAGUAUAAUGAUGAACAUUUUACAUGUAUUUUUCCCCUCAGAAUUCAGAUGAUUCUUUUUAUUUUGUCAUUUCAGAUUGUGGUUUGAGUUUUUCUUCUAUUGACAUUCUUUUCUCAUUCUCCUUGAAAUGAAAUGCGUUACUUGCCUGUAGUCAUUUCCAGCUAGCUUACUAUUUCCUCUCAAAAAAAAAAGGCUUAGCUUACUAUUUGGAACGUUUAGUUGGCUCCACAUUAGAAUAGUCUUGUGAUUGUGACUCAGCUUGCGUGCAUUUUAUCCUGUGUAUGUGAAUAUUGUGGUUGUCCAAAUUGCAUUUGUUUAUGGGAAAAUUUAGUGGGAAUUUGUCUGUAUCAAUGGUUCUGGCUGGAAACACAUCAUGCCC
This is a messenger RNA of Cuscuta europaea, 3616 nucleotides long. NCBI's taxonomy places the organism in Eukaryota, Viridiplantae, Streptophyta, Magnoliopsida, Solanales, Convolvulaceae. The record is from the annotation of a GenBank genome assembly.